AUGGGGCGCCACUGCAGCGCACCGCGCAGGGAGUGGCACUUCGGCGUCAACCAUCUGGGGCACUUCGCGCUCUACCGGGCCGUGCGCGGCCUGCUACCCCAGGAGGACUCCCGGGUGAUCUCCGUCACCUCCUCGGCGGCCCUCGACGCCGAGCUCGUGCUCGAUGACCUCGCCUGGGAGAGGCGGGAGUACGGGCGGCAUGCCGCGUACAGCACCUCCAAGGCGUGCAACGUGCUCUUCGUGGACGAGCUGGCCCGGCGGGCGGCAGAGGGCCUCGUGUGGCUGGCGGAGGCCCCAGAGGCCAUGGGGCUGAGCUCGGCGGCGCGCGGGGGGGGGCCCUCAGGGGUCGAGGGGGGUCCCAGGCGUCGUUGCGCCGUGAAAAAAUUGCGUAUUCGAUGGCGGCGAAGCGUUACUAUACGGUUCCGGCGAUGCGCCCAAUAUGCUUUCACUAGGAUUUUCCCGCUUGUGGAAUAUGGAGAAGUUGAGCAUGGCGGCUGCGAGUGCAUGCGAUACAAUCGUCGCCUGUAUCAGGCGGAUCUGCACGAUUUGAUGCAUCCCGGGGUGAAAGCUGUAUCUAAUGAGACCGGACACGUUGCGACGCACAUGACGUUUUAG
Messenger RNA from Prorocentrum cordatum, 615 nucleotides. NCBI's taxonomy places the organism in Eukaryota, Dinophyceae, Prorocentrales, Prorocentraceae. The record is from the annotation of a GenBank genome assembly.